AAUGUUUAUGUGAUUGAAUUGUUUUAAAAUCCGACUUUUCUGCUCUUCUUCUCCAGAAGAGAACGACAGAAAUUACAGACACGAUUAAAACAAUAACUCCAAUUGCAGCAGCGACUGCUGCGUAUAUUGUGGUGUUCGAAGAACUGGAUUUUGCUUCAUUUACUAUGUGUAGUAGAUUUGUAGUCGGUUGUGUCGUUGUUUCACGAGUUAUUGCUGACGUUGAAUGAAUGGAAUUUGUAGCACUAGAAAUUUGUAUUGUGUGUAUUGUGUGUAUUUGUGACGUGAAUUCACGGUUCGUGACCAUAGCCUUUGUAGAACCACGAGGCAAGACAGUCAAUGAAGGUGUUGAACGAAUCGUUGAAGAAAAAGCGUCAUUAGUGCGAGCAGUCGUUGUUCUGGACAUACCUGUUGUUGCUCUUGUAGCCUUUCUGGAUGACGCAGGCAUAGUUGUGGUGGGCAGUUGUGUGAAGACUUCAAUAGUGUUGGGACGUAAAACAAUCGUGCUCACUGAUAUAGAUCGCGUUGCAAUCGACACAGACGAAGAAGCGGUGGUAGGCAAUUGUGUGAUACCUUCUGACAAUAAAAUAGGUAUUGAUGUUGAACUGGAUCGCGUUGAAAGUGAGGCAGACAUAGUAGUUGUGGUAGGCAGUUGCGUACUGGCUUCAGCAGUGGUUGGUUGUGAUGCAGUUGUUGGUACUUACGUAGUAGCUUGUGUAGUGCUUGAUUCAGACUUAGAAACUGUAGUAAACACUAACUGUGUGCUGCCUUCAGCAGUAGGAGGCGAUACAACAGUCGUUGCUACUGAUGUCGAUUGCGUUGUGAUUGAGGCAGACGUGGUGGGACUUCUGGUUGUGGAACGAUCCCUAGUGGCUGCAACAGCGGUAGAUGUUUGCACUGAAGAUACUAGAAAGCAGCAAGAUUGCUCUAUACUUUACAAUACAGUGUGGGAUUUUGGAAAAAUGCUUACAUAUAGUGAUCUCACUUCCCGUUACCUAGAGUUGUAA
Molecule: messenger RNA, 1004 nt
Organism: Corticium candelabrum
Lineage: Eukaryota; Metazoa; Porifera; Homoscleromorpha; Homosclerophorida; Plakinidae
Exons: 1
Coding region: 228-1004 (258 amino acids)
Source: RefSeq, a predicted model, not a curated record